UCCUCAUCAAAAAGUUUAGCUGGAGCCGCGAGUGGCUGGUGCUGAUGCGUUUGAAGUCCACGUGGAGCCACCGAGUGAAAGUGGGGACUGAAAGGAGGCAGCAGGGGCGAUAGCCACUUUUUUCCAGCCAAGCGGGCCUCAGGGUACACCACUUCUUCCGGUAGGUGUUUGGGCGUGCGUGCUGCGAGAUGGACACUCCCCCGGUGUCGGGUUCGGAUUCGGAUUCUGAUGACGACUCCCUUAUCACAGACAGAGAGUUGCAGGAUGCGUUUUCCCGAGGGCUCCUGAAACCAGGCCUCAAUGUCGUGCUAGAGGGGCCGAAGAAGGCCGCUAACGACGUGACUGGCCUGAAGCAGUGUUUGGCCGAAUUCAAACGGGAUCUGGAAUGGGUUGAAAGGCUCGAUGUGACCCUGGGUCCGGUGCCAGAAGUUAGUGGACCUCAGUCAAGUCUUCAGAAGAAGGAUCAGAAAGCUGUUGACCCAGAAGAUGACUUCCAGCGGGAGAUGAGCUUCUACCGCCAGGCCCAGGCUGCAGUGCUUGCAGUGUUACCCCGCCUGCAUCAGCUUAAAGUCCCUACCAAGCGGCCCACCGAUUAUUUUGCAGAAAUGGCCAAGUCAGAUCAGCAGAUGCAGAAGAUUCGACUGAAGCUGCAGACUAAACAGGCUGCCAUGGAGAAGUCUGAAAAGGCUAAGCAACUGAGAGCACUUAGGAAAUAUGGAAAGAAGGUACAAACAGAAGUUCUUCAGAAGAGGCAGCGGGAGAAAACACACAUGAUGAAUGCCAUUAAGAAAUACCAGAAAGGCUUCUCUGACAAACUGGAUUUCCUUGAGGGAGAUCAGAAACCUGUUGAACGCAGCACGAAGGAAAAAGCUAAAGGGCAGCAGAUGAAGAAAGGGCCCAAUGCCAAACGACGCUAUAAAAACCAGAAGUUUGGUUAUGGUGGGAAGAAGAAAGGCUCCAAGUGGAACACCCGCGAGAGCUAUGAUGAUGUAUCCAGCUUCCGGGCCAAGACAGCCCAUGGCAAGGGUCCCAAGAGGCCUGGAAAGAAAGGAUCAAAUAAGAGACCUGGGAAACGAACUAGAGAGAAAAUGAAGAACAGAACACGUUAAACAGCAUCUUUGUUUACAAAGAACCAAGAAAAAAGGGGAUGAAGACUUGGGAUUUCACAAUACCAUUGGAUCUCUUCUGUUGGUUUCUUUUAGUAAAAAAAUUCUUUAAAUAAACUAAAGAAAAAAUUUUCAAAGAAAUGCCUACCCUUGGUUAAAAACUCAAUUAGGACUAAAAGAUUUAGAAGUUACCUUUACAUACUAAAUAUUAUUGCUGUUUAUUGAUGAUAAUUUAGACUUUGCCUUCCUUUUACGAUAGAUGAGAAGAUCCUUACUUCUUCCCCAUCUUUCCAAAUAGUUAUAUUAUGAUUUUAGGUAAAUCAGUAACCAGCGUUUAUAUCAUUAUGACUGUUUAAAAAAAUUUUUUUUUUUUUUGACUGUUUAAGUACCACUUAUUAUUGAGUUAGGUCCCUGGGAGGUACAAAUGGUUUGCACUCGGCUAUUACCCAUAAGGUUGGCUGUUUAAACCCAUCUGGUGGCACCAUGGAAGAAAGGCCUGGUGAUCUGCUUCCGUAAAGAUUACAGCCAAGAAAAUUCUAUGGAGCUCAGUUCUACUCUGUAACACACAAUCACCAUGAGUCAGAACAGACUCAGCAGCAACAAGUUUGGUUUUUUCUGGCUUAUUGUAGAGCUAGCUGUACUGUGAUACAGCUUUUGGUUUUUCUUUGAACUGAUAACCACCUUGUAUUUUUUUACUUGCCUAAGUUUCUUUUUAAAUUCUCGUUGUCUUCCAGAUGCAUCAUCAUUUUACCCACCUUGUAAUCUGCUUGCUACAAACCUAGCUCUGUCAACCCUGUCUCUUUUCUAGACCUAGGUUGAAUUCACUUAUUUUCUGGAUCCCGUAGUUUUCUGUCUUAGCUUAUGCCUUCUUUUGCUAGCAACAUUUUCCAGUAUCUUGCUAAGAGAACAUAGCAGGUAAAUUUUUUAUCUCUUCACAUUUCUGAAAUUGCUUUUUUUCUGCUCUCAUGAGAAGUGCAGUUGCAGGGCACAAUGACGGCUUUCAGAGCUAAUGAUCUUGUGAUGGAAAUGAAUCAUGGACCUAAUCUGUUCUACAGUUUAUACUAGAUCAUAAAAUUAGACUCACCUCUGUGUAUAUCUGAGCCAUUCUUUAUGCUCUCCUUCCGAAAAUGUAAGUAUUUAUGAUGCUGAAUUCAAGUGUAACUGUAAUAGGUAAAUUUUCCAAAUUAAAGACUGAAUGCAAAACAGAA
Molecule: messenger RNA, 2314 nt
Organism: Loxodonta africana (African savanna elephant)
Lineage: Eukaryota; Metazoa; Chordata; Mammalia; Proboscidea; Elephantidae
Gene: EBNA1BP2
Product: EBNA1 binding protein 2
Exons: 9
Coding region: 189-1109 (306 amino acids)
Biological process (GO): ribosomal large subunit biogenesis; rRNA processing
Cellular component (GO): nuclear periphery; nucleolus; preribosome, large subunit precursor
Source: RefSeq, a predicted model, not a curated record